UCCGCAACGGUGACGAAGAGAACAAACCAACGCGACACAAUACACCGCACCUGCGGCCGUGCCUAGUGCCCGCCGCUCCCUCUGCCCGCGUUUCUCCUCGCCUCCUCGUCCUCGCUCGCCUGCGCUCCUUCCCCUCCCGUCGCUCACUUCGCUCGUCUCAGAUCCAAACCCCCGUAUUAAAAAGCGCUCAAAGCCACCAAAACCCUAACCCUAAUCAUCCCAAUUCCCCAAUCCCCGUCCCUGCAAAACCCUAGCCCAGCCCCACCUACUCAUCCCUCUCGCCGCCGCCGCCAUGGCAGGCUCAUCCGGCGGCGCUGCUUCCUCCUCCCGUACCGUCCCCGAGAACCGAUUCUACAACCCUCCCCAUGUGCGCCGCCAGCAGCAGCAGCAGCAACAGCAGCAGCGGCUGCAGGGGCAGCGGUCCGCGUCCCCGUCGCUGUCCCCAUCGCCGUCUCCGCGGUCGGCGAGGCAGAAGCCGCCGCCACCACCGCCGGGGGCUAUCGCCGUGGCUGUGUCCGCGUCGGUGGAUGUAGACAGCCGGGUGGAUUCCGACGACUCCUCGUCGACGACGUCGUCGAAGCCGUCGGUGGCGUCCACGGCUGCAACGACGACUACCGCGGUUGAGGUGAAUGUGACCACGGCGGGUGCCACAGCGGCGGAGGAGGCUGGGAAUUUAGAGAGAUUUCUUACCUCCACGACGCCCUCGGUGCCCGCACAGUACUUGCCCAAGACAAGGCUAAGGUUGCGGCGAAGUGGUGAUGCUAUGGAUUCAAGGCCUUAUUUCUGCCUUGGAGAUCUUUGGGAAUCUUUCAGGGAAUGGAGUGCUUAUGGGGCUGGUGUUCCACUGGUGUUAAAUGGCAGAGACUCUGUGAUUCAGUAUUAUGUGCCGUAUCUUUCUGCUAUCCAGCUGUAUGCAGAUCCAUCUAGACCUGCUUCAAGGAACAGGCGUCUUGGGGAUGAAAGUGAUGGGGAAUCUAUGGAUACUAGCAGUGAAAGCAGCAUUGAAAAUGAUGUUGACCGGCUACGAGUCUCAGCAGUGGAAGCUACACAUCGGCUGGAAAAUGGUGGCCUACAAAGUGAUGAUGGUGAACCUGCUGCAUCUUCAAGUUUUCCAAUGUUUGAGUAUCUGGAGAAGGAUCCUCCGUAUGGUAGAGAACCGCUCACAGAUAAGGUAUCAACUCUUGCGGAUAGAUUUCCAGCUCUGAAGACAUUCAAAAGCUGUGAUCUGCUGCCAUCUAGCUGGAUGUCUGUUGCAUGGUACCCCAUAUAUAGAAUUCCAACAGGACCAACAUUGAAGGACCUUGAUGCCUGUUUUUUGACAUUCCAUUGUCUAGCAACACCUUGCAAGGAUUGUGACCCUUCUAUGCCAGCAUGCCCUGGCUUUGGGGGAAUCAACCGCUGCGCAAAUGCUACAGGGAAACUAUCUUUGCCUAUUUUUGGGCUGGCACCUUACAAAUUCCGUGCCUCCAUUUGGGCAUCUGAUGGAACCCAAGAGCGGGAGCGUGUCACCUUACUGAUGCAGGAGGCUGACAGCUGGCUACGCAGAAUACGAGUAGACCAUCCAGAUUUCCGGUUCUUCGCCUCCCAUUUCAACACAACGUGGAGAUGACUCCUGACUGUAAAUGGUUGUUAGUGUGAUGAACUUUUCGGCCUCUGAACUGAAUUGGCUUCUGCACAUCAAUCUAUGGCGCAUAGAGACAGAGUACCCUCUUGAAACGGGGGUUGUAUGAGUUAAAAGCCUGCAUGCUAACUCUUCUUGUCUCCAAUAAGUUAUCUGUUGUAGGUAUCUUUGUGGGAAAGUAAGGAUGGAUGGGUAGAAAAGCAGAAUUGGAGACUUGAACCGAAAGAAACAAAGGAGGAAAACAAAUAAAGAUUUUCCAUUAGAGCUGGAA
Molecule: messenger RNA, 1892 nt
Organism: Panicum hallii
Lineage: Eukaryota; Viridiplantae; Streptophyta; Magnoliopsida; Poales; Poaceae
Exons: 6
Coding region: 293-1609 (438 amino acids)
Source: RefSeq, a predicted model, not a curated record